AUGGCCGGCCAGCGAGGCCGCGUUGGAUUACACCGUGCUCAAAAGUGUCUGGGUGUGCAGGCGGGUGUGCCGGACUUUGCGCCGGUGCCAGGUUUCGACGGUGCGCACCAGGGCGCUCGUGUGCUCAAGUACAGCCCGAACGGCGUGCGGCUCGCCAUGGCCAUGGACGGCACGGUGCGCAUAUAUGAUGUGCAGGAGCACAGCGUGGUGCUUAAGCAUGAGCUGCCGUUGCCGAAGGCCGUGGAGCUGGCUUUUUCGCCCCGCGGCACAUACCUGAUGACGUGGGAGCGCCCGGUCAAGACCGAGAGUGGCGCGUGGACCAAGAACUUGUCUGUGUGGGACGCGGCUACCGGUGCGCAGCUCGUGCAGUUUGAGCGUCGCCAGAUUGAGGGCUGGGAACUGCAGUUCACUGACCGCGAGGACUACUGCGUGCGCCAGGGCAACAACGAGCUGCAGGUGUGGGCCCCCCAGCACUUUGCCAACGGCUCGGUCGCUCGUCUGCCUGUCGAGCACAUGCAGAGCUUCAACCUGGGCCCCGGUGCGCAGCCUGCUAUGGCCGUGUUCACUCCCGAGAAGAACGGCGCGCCCGCGUUCGUGCGUGUGUAUGCCCUGGCAUCGGUCCUGCAGGGCGGCGCGACACCCGCUGCGCAAAAGUCGUUCUUCAAAGCGGAUAAGGUAACGAUCAAGUGGAACGCGGCUGGCUCGUCGCUGCUGGUCAUGACGUCGACGGACCACGACCAGACAGGCAAGUCGUACUACGGCGAGACGAACCUGUACAUGCUCUCUGCGCGCGGCGACUUUGACUGCCGCGUCAGCCUCGACAAGGAGGGCCCUAUCCACGACUUUGCGUGGAAUCCCAACAGCCGUGAGUUUAUUGUGCUGUACGGCUACAUGCCCGCUAAGGCUGUCGUCUUCUCGUAUCGGGUGAACAUGAUCUGCGAGCUCGGCACGCAGCCGCGCAAUCUGAUUGCGUACAACCCUCAGGGCCGCCUGUUCUGCUUGGCUGGCUUUGGCAACCUUGCUGGCACGGUGGACGUGUGGGACCGCGAGCGCCUCGCGGACGGCAAGCUGUGCACCUUCGAUGCGAGCAACAGCAGUGUGCUCGAGUGGAGCCCGGACGGGCAGUUCCUGCUCACCGGCACGCUCUCGCCGCGUCUGCGCGUAGAGAAUGGUGUGAAGAUCUGGCACUGCUCGGGCCAGCUCGUGCAUGUGGACAUGGUCGACGAGAUGUACGCAGCCGGCUGGCGCCCACAGCGCUUCGCGGCGGUGCCCGAGUUCCCCAAGUCCCUCCCCGCGGCGCCAGCACCGAGUGCCGCUGCCGCGGCCAUCCUCGCGAAGAAGCAGGCGGCCUCGAAGCCCGUUGGUGCGUACCGCCCGCCGAGUGCGCGCCAGUCGGGUGCGUCCACGAGCGACUACUUGCGGCGUGACCUGAGCGACGCGCCAUCGGCGCCGUAUGUGCCGCCAGGUGCGGCGGGGCGCAAGAGCCGCAAGGUGCCGGGUGCGCCGGACAGGGCGGCGCCGAAGCCCACGAUGGGCGCCGCAGACAUUGGCGCGAACCACGGCGAGGCGGGCGCUGUGGAGAAAAAGCUGCGGAACCUUACGAAAAAGCUCAAAGCCAUUGAGCAGCUCAAGGAGCGCCGCGACCGUGGAGAGACGCUGGAGCAGACACAGCUGCAGAAGAUUGACACGGAGGCGGAUAUCCGACGGGAGCUCGCGACGCUGCAAUAG
This is a messenger RNA of Malassezia sympodialis ATCC 42132, 1728 nucleotides long. RefSeq lists its product as uncharacterized. The transcript is spliced from 2 exons. The coding region runs from base 1 to 1728 and encodes 575 amino acids. NCBI's taxonomy places the organism in Eukaryota, Fungi, Basidiomycota, Malasseziomycetes, Malasseziales, Malasseziaceae. Gene Ontology annotation, molecular function: protein binding; ribosome binding; translation initiation factor activity. The record is from RefSeq and is a predicted model, not a curated record. Gene Ontology annotation, cellular component: cytosolic small ribosomal subunit. Gene Ontology annotation, biological process: translational initiation.